UUGUUUGCUUUGAACAACACACUAUAACAUACAAAUUAAAGCGAGCAAUAAUCCUAAACUAAACCUCACCAUUCCUACAUGACUUCCCACUCUAUAUUAUAUCCUCCGAUCCGAUCCAGAUUUCAUUUCAUUAUAUUUUCACUGCCAUUAACUAACUAACAUACACAGAAUUAAAAUGAAAGUCACCAUUGUAAUGGGCGGCUAUGAAUUUGGCAUGGAAGUAGGGCCUCAAGAACCCAUCCUGGAAAUGAAACGCAGAAUCCAAAACCUUCUCGGAGUGCCAAUGGCCUCCCAAAGCCUCUCCAUUUUCGGGUGGGAACUAAUCGACGGUCUCGACAUGGAAGAUUACCCCAUCAUCUCCGACGGCACAAAAAUCGAUCUUUCCAUCCAAUCAAACCACCCUUUUCAUCAACAACAACAACCUAGUAACACUAAAUUCCAAAUCACCGUCAAAUUCUCAGCCAGAAAAAUAAACAUGGAAGUGGACCCCACCGACACCGUCCGAAGCCUGAAGGAGAAAAUCCACAUAAUCGACGGCACGCCGAUAAAACGGAUGGCCCUCUUCUUCUCCGGCAACGAGCUCGAGGAAGAACACCAGAGCCUAAGCCACUACGGCCUCCGCGAAUUCUCGCAAGUUAUCGUGUAUUUAAAGACGAUGUCACGCGCCAUGGCCGACCCUCCUUCCAGGAAGAUAAGCUUCCUCGUCCAGACCUCUUCCAGCUUACUUAAUGCCGCCACAAUCCCCCUGGAAAUCAGCGAUUUAAGCACGGUUAACGACUUAAUCCAAUCCUUAAUCACGCGAAAAAUCCUGCCCCAAGAUGACUACAUCUUCAUUCAUAAGCAGAGGAUCAUGAGAGAAAGCUGUAGUCUUCGUUGGCAUGGCGUUGAGAAUGGAGAGUGUCUCUAUGUUUUCAAAGGCACUGUUAGCAGUGGAUGAGGCCAGGCUGUGAUAUGAUUAACAAAAAAAAUUAGAUUUUAAUUACUAUUGUUCGGACUAACAUAAUAAUUCAAAUCAGAUAUUCGUAUCAUAUUCCUGAAUAUGCAAUUUUCG
Molecule: messenger RNA, 1051 nt
Organism: Ipomoea triloba (trilobed morning glory)
Lineage: Eukaryota; Viridiplantae; Streptophyta; Magnoliopsida; Solanales; Convolvulaceae
Product: polyubiquitin-B
Exons: 1
Coding region: 176-937 (253 amino acids)
Biological process (GO): proteasome-mediated ubiquitin-dependent protein catabolic process
Cellular component (GO): cytosol; nucleoplasm
Molecular function (GO): proteasome binding; polyubiquitin modification-dependent protein binding; ubiquitin binding
Source: RefSeq, a predicted model, not a curated record